AUGGACAUUAACUACGGAACACCAAAGAGCUCGAGGAAGCCCGUCUUCAUCACGGCCGCGGUGACGGCUGUGGUCAUGUUCCUUCUUUUCUCUGCCGUGUAUAACCCCAAAGCAGAGCCUGAACAGAUUCUGGUCAAGAAGGCUGUGGUUGUGCUCAAAGGAGACUCGGCCGUCUCUGGUACUGUGACGUUCGAACAGUCGUCCGUGACUGGUGCUGUCAGCGUCUCCGGCAAGAUUGAAGGCCUCGACCCUUCUACUCAGCGCGGCUUCCACAUCCACCAGCUGGGUGACUUGAGCGAUGGAUGCACAUCCACUGGGUCGCACUUUAAUCCUUAUGGCAACACGCACGGAGCCCCCGCUGAUGAAGUGAGGCACGUUGGGGAUUUGGGAAACAUUGAAAGUGACGAGAACGGGGUUGCCGAUUUCUCGUUGCGUGACUCGGUGAUAUCGCUGAAUGGAGAGCGGAGUAUUGUUGGUCGAGCUGUUGUGGUGCACACGGGUACCGACGAUCUCGGCCGUGGUGGCAACGAGGACUCCCUGAAGACUGGCAAUGCAGGCGGCCGCGCUGCUUGUGGCGUAAUCGGCCUCGUCGAGUAA
Molecule: messenger RNA, 597 nt
Organism: Coniophora puteana RWD-64-598 SS2
Lineage: Eukaryota; Fungi; Basidiomycota; Agaricomycetes; Boletales; Coniophoraceae
Exons: 6
Coding region: 1-597 (198 amino acids)
Biological process (GO): removal of superoxide radicals
Molecular function (GO): superoxide dismutase activity; copper ion binding
Source: RefSeq, a predicted model, not a curated record